Messenger RNA from Rotaria sp. Silwood1, 1776 nucleotides. The record is from the annotation of a GenBank genome assembly. NCBI's taxonomy places the organism in Eukaryota, Metazoa, Rotifera, Eurotatoria, Philodinida, Philodinidae.
AUGUCGGCUGCUAGAUCAUCAACUACAGCAUUAUAUUGUGUAUCAUUUCGAAAAUAUUUUUCUUUUGAUAAUAUGAAAUCAGUAGUUCAUGGUUUUGUUUAUGAAUAUGAAACGCCAAAAAUUGUAACAAUUCAUUCAGUUUCAAUCGCCGUUAUGUGUCGUCUUAUUCAAUUACUUAUUUUAAUCUACGGUGUUGCAUAUUUAAUGAUACAUAAAAAAGGCUAUCAAGAGACAGACACAUCAAUUAUAUCAUCGAUUACAUUGAAAGUUAAAGGUAUCGGUUAUAAUCAAACAGGACAAAAUCAAACCUUAGUUAUUGAUGGUGCAGAUUAUAUUGUUCCACCACAAGAAAAUAAUGCUUUAUUUUUAAUGACAAAUUUCAUUCGGACUGAUCAAGAACAUAAACGAUGUGCUGAAUCACCGGAUGAAAAACUGUCAAGCUGUAGAGAUGAUGCUCAUUGUGUGACGAAUAAAAACUUUCAAAAAGCUAAUGGAAAAUGGACUGGUCGUUGUUUAAAAAAAAAUAAUUCUUCAAUAAAUAGUUCUCAAUCAAUAACAGGUCUAUGUGAACUUGAAGGUUGGUGUCCAGUUGAAAAUGAUCAGAAUAUUCCAAAUCCAAUACGUGAUGCAUUAAAUUUUACAAUAUUCGUUAAAAAUUUUAUUGAAUUUCCACUUUUUAAAGUCAUUAGAAAAAACAUUCAAGCUAAUGUAACUUAUUUAAAACGAUGUAAUUAUGAUCCUGUUAAACAUAAAUUAUGUCCAAUAUUUCGUGUGGGAACUUUACUUGAUAUUGUUGAACCAGAUUUAAUGGAACAAACACAAAUGUUAAGAUUAGGUGGUGUUAUACGUGUUAAAAUACAUUGGGAUUGUAAUUUAGAUAAGUCAUUAAAUUUUUGUCAACCUGAAUAUUCAUUUAGACGUCUGGAUGGUUCAUAUAAAGAAGAAUCAUUUUCACAUGGAUUUAAUUUUCGAUUUGCAUCACAUUGGAAAUAUCAAAAUCGAUCGUAUCGAACAUUAACUAAAGCAUAUGGUCUUCGUUUUAUUAUUUCUAUCAGUGGUCAAGCUGGUCGUUUUGAUAUAAUAACAUUAACAUUAAAUGUUGGUUCAUUAAUUGGUAUUCUUAGUUUAGCAACCUUUAUAUGUGACAUUCUUGUAUUAUAUGUUCAUCGUCAAUCUGAUGUAUAUCGUCAGCAAAAAUUUCAAGAAGUUAAUUUGAACUCAAUGCGAUUAGAUAGUUUAAAACCUGUUUCAUCAAAUACACCACAAAGUGAAUCAAAAAGAAAACAUUCGAAUCAUUUUGAAAAAAAUAUAUCAAAUCGUAAUAGUAUUGAUAAUAAUGAAGUAUUAGCAAAUAUUGAAUGUACAGAUGAAACAGAAUUGCAGCAAGGAAAAACUAAACAUCAUGAUUUAUGUGAUAAUUUAUCAGUAGCGUCAAAAAAUACAAAUCAGCAAACAACACCAAUUUUUAUCUAUGGAAAUUUUCAUCAACAAAAAUUAGGUUUAAAUUCUUCAACUACAAGUCCAUCAUUAUCAUCAAUAAAACAAAGACGUUCAGCAACAACAUCAACAAAAUCACGACCAUCACACUUAGUAUAUGCAUCAAAUGAAGAAAAUCAAUUAUAUGAUAAAGCAAAUAUUUCUUAUGUUGAUGCUGAUUCUACAGAAUUAAUUGGAUCCAAUGAAAAGACUGAUGAAAAUGAACAUUUAAAUAAUAGUUCGUCACUUAGUCAUGAACAAUCUGCUGUACAUUCGCCAACAACUGAAACAUUCUUAUGA